UCAGAGAGCGAAGCUGACGGUCAGUCGCUCGCGAUCCGACAUCCUCGGCAGCGGCGAAGCAGCAGCAGCAGCAGCAGCAGCAGCAAGACCUACCUGCGAUGCUUACCUGGGGAGUCAUCCUAGGGCUCUUGCCCGUGUUGCUGGGUUCCGCCCGGGGAGACCUCAUCGCAGAAACUAACUGUCCCGGCGGCCAGUCCUGGAGUCCCGACUUGGAAAAGUGCAUGGAUUGCUCAGUGUGUCAACGUCAAAACAAGAACGAUUUUUGCUCUACCUGUGGAGACCCCCAGCCCAUCAACUCCUUCAAUUUGUGGGUGCUAAUUGGGGCCUCGUUGGGUGCUGUUCUUCUGGCUAGUAUCAUCGCGGGCACAAUCAUUUAUGCCCGCUGCCGAAGGCGAGAAAAAUUCACCACCCCAAUUGAAGAAACUGGAGGCCAUUCAGCUCAAGAAUCACUGAUACACUGAAGACCUGUUUUUUUUCACCACUUCAGAGUCAGGAAACGGCAAAGAAAACAUCACUUUUGAUUACCUCGACUUUCCUUGAAGCUGCGGGAGAGACAUUUUUUCACCUACCCUGGCAUUGCGGGGCCUUACACUUUGCACACUCAGCAACAGGCUGUGAAACCUACUGUCUCCUGUUCCCAUUUCAGGAAGCAGGCCCCUCUGGGGAAAGGGCAACCAUUUUCCUUGCCAAGUGCUUUAUGCUGUGUGAGGUGGAAAAAAAACUCACUUCCGGCAUAUACAUACCCCAGGCCUAAUGCCCCAUAUUGGGGUGAUUUGUUUUUUCUACAGGGGUUACAGUUUGGGGAACUUUGCAAUUCCUAGAUCUGCAUUGUGGGCCUCUUCCUUUGUCGUUUCCCUCUGGGAAAUGUUUUAGGGAAAACAACGAAUGUGAUUUUUAGAUUAUCUGUAUAUAGAGAUAUAUUGGGUGCUAAAACUCUCCAUGAGAGUGGAAUAUGAACUAGCCUCAACAGAGCUUCCUGCACCAUUACUCCAAUCAGUGGCUGGCCACUACAUCAAAAAGAAAAGUUAGAUGUAGUUCCAGAUGUUCUGGACUACAACUCCCAUAAUGCCAUGAAAAAAUUCACAAAUUGCCUUAGGUUUAUGGGCAUUUUACUCCAUAAGGAGAGCAUCGGUUUGGUUCCUCAGACUCUCCCUGGUAUUUGUUUUUCCCUCUUCCUCUUCUCUUUGGUGCUCCCUGUUGAGACUCUAUUUAUGUCUUCUGCUCUCAUCAGAGAUUUUUAAUUUUAUGGUGUGAUUGGUUUUUUUAAACUGCGUUCAGGAAAAAAAAGAGAAAAAAACUUUCGUUUCCUGACACAGCAUUUGUGAACUGAGGUAAAAUAAAAAUACUUAAGUUUGGUAUGAAAAUGUUGCAAAUUGUCCCCAGGAAGUAAAUGUGAAUAUUGAUGGGUUUGAUAUUGACCGCCCCACUCUAAAUCAUAGUUUGUUUAAUGUAUUAAAUAAACCACAAUUGGACAGAUUUGCAUGAUACAAAAAGCUGAAUAAAUAAUUUUAAGGU
Messenger RNA from Pseudonaja textilis, 1515 nucleotides. RefSeq names its product TNF receptor superfamily member 12A (gene TNFRSF12A). Gene Ontology annotation, biological process: positive regulation of extrinsic apoptotic signaling pathway. Gene Ontology annotation, molecular function: protein binding. The record is from RefSeq and is a predicted model, not a curated record. Gene Ontology annotation, cellular component: plasma membrane. Lineage: Eukaryota; Metazoa; Chordata; Lepidosauria; Squamata; Elapidae.